Chenopodium quinoa (quinoa) is the source of this 2130-nucleotide messenger RNA. RefSeq names its product ultraviolet-B receptor UVR8-like. Bases 315 to 1676 code for a protein of 453 amino acids. The transcript has 6 exons. The record is from RefSeq and is a predicted model, not a curated record. NCBI's taxonomy places the organism in Eukaryota, Viridiplantae, Streptophyta, Magnoliopsida, Caryophyllales, Amaranthaceae.
UUUUUGCGAUAAUAAAUAAACAAACAAAGCAUUAUGAUCCCAUUAAUUGUUGGUGCAGUGGUUAUUGGGACUGCACUUGAUAAGAAUGAUCGUGUCAGAUCUUUCACAAUAACAAUUGAGAGAGAAUUAGAAGUUAACCAACCAAAACUAAACCCCAAAUCUAAAUUAGCUCAAUUGGUGAACUAGGUAUAAACAUAGAAAAAAAAACUUUAAACGCAAACCAUUAUCGACUGAACACGUCAUCAAACCCCUUCUAAAACCCACUGACUAAUCACUGGACUGACUAGUUACUCCACCAAAAAUACCCAAAUCAAAUGACAAUCUCCAGCACCAUCUACCGCCGCAUCACCAAUGUUCGCACCUUCUUCUCCUUCAAAUCCUCCAUCACUUCAAAACCCACCACCACCCCAACCACCACCAAGAAACCUCCUCUUCUCUACAAACCCAACAACCCCUCAAACGACGCCGUUUCCCUGCAACUCCUCUCAUGGGGUCGAGGUUCAUCAGGUCAACUCGGCAGUGGAACCGAGCAAACUCGCAUUUACCCAACCCCAGUUGCUUCCCUCCUCGUCCCUCCUUCGUUCCGUCUCUCUCCAUCUCCUGGGUCUCGCUCUCCUCCAUUGUCGGAAAAAUCGGGGUUUGAGGUCGGAAUUUCAUGUGGGUUGUUUCAUUCUGCGGUUUUGAUUGAUGGGCAGUUCUGGGUUUGGGGUAAAGGUGAUGGUGGUAGAUUAGGGUUAGGUCAUGAAGAUUCUGUGUUUGUUCCUACUUUGAAUCCUCAUUUGACUGGUGUUAAGGGUUUGGCUCUUGGUGGCCUUCACUCUGUUGCUCUCACUUCUCUUGGACAAAUCUUUACUUGGGGCUAUGGUGGUUUUGGUGCUCUUGGUCAUUCCGUCUUCACAAGGGAAUUGAUUCCUAGGCUAGUUGAAGGUCCUUGGACAGAAAAAAUUAAACAUAUAUCGACUAGUGGAACACAUACUGCUGCUGUCUCUGUAUCAGGUGAGAUAUACACUUGGGGACGAGAAGAAGGAGACGGUAGAUUAGGUCGUGGUCCUGGACGUGGCCCUGACCAAACUGGUGGGCUUAGUGUCCCAGGCAAAGUAAAAGGAAUGCCGGUUCCUGCUGCUGCUGUGGCGUGUGGGGGUUUUUUCACAAUGGCACUGACAGAAGAAGGGAAACUUUGGUGCUGGGGAGCCAAUUCCAACUAUGAGCUUGGAACGGGGGAUAAAGUGGGUGGUUGGCAACCAAGACUUAAUUCUUACCUUGAAGACAUGCGUAUUGUCCAAAUAGCUUGUGGUGGAUAUCAUUCUCUUGCUCUGACUGAGGGCGGUAAGGUGCUUUCAUGGGGACACGGUGGACACGGUCAGUUGGGUCAUACUUCUAUCCAAAAUCAGAAGGUGCCUACAAUGAUUGAGGCUCUGGCUGACGAGUGUGUUACCUCAAUUGCCUGUGGAGGCUCGGCUUCAGCAGCUGUAACAGCGACAGGGAAGCUGUUCAUGUGGGGAAACGCAAAGGAUUCUCAAUUAGGGGUUCCUGGGUUACCUGAGAUAAAUCCUUCUCCUGUUGAAGUGAACUUUCUGAUGGAAGAUGAUGGCUUGGGGCCUCACAAUGUUCUUUCUGUUGCCGUCGGAGCAUCGCAUGCCUUGUGUUUAGUUUCGAGAUCAAGCUGCAAAGAAUGAAAUACGAACUCUGGUAGAUGUUUUUUGUUCAUGAUGAAUAGUAAAAUAAGUAACAAAAUACCUCUGUCCAGGUAAUCCCUGUAGGGUCCUUGACAUAAAAAGAGGAAUUGUUAUUGCUUAGGAUAAGUGAAUCAUCAAAGUUUAGUUGUUUUAGAUUCAAGGUUGAACAUGCAAUUUUGCGCCCUACUCCCCCUCCCCCUCCCCCUCUCUAUUCUCCUUUUGUACGUAAUCCGAUUUUGGCGUUUUCCCCACAAUUGGGUGAAAGGACGAGCAACCAAGCCACAAAGUAUCAAGGGCGUUUGCUGCUGUACGUGCACUUUUUAUCUGUGUAAUAACAUACAACCCUGUAAAUCUCUAGAAAUACUCCCACAAUCCGGGUUUUGCUGGUCUGUGAUACACUUUUUUUUUUACUCAACUAUAUGAAGUAAUGCAUACUGUUCUUUUUUUCUUUGAA